GUCAGGCUCUGUGUUGGUUGGAGGGAGCAUGUGGGUCUGCAGCAAGCUGUGGCGGGUGCAAACCGCCGCCCGGCAGUGGCGGGGGCUGCUCCCAGCUUCUGGCUGUCACGGACCUGCCGCCUCCUCCUACUCCGCAUCCGCCGAGCCUGCCCGGGUCCGGGCGCUUGUCUAUGGGCACCACGGGGAUCCAGCCAAGGUCGUCGAGUGUACAGCCUUGGCCUCAAAGGAGCCAUUGUGACCUUAUCCAGGCUGGGAUCUGUUGAUUGAGGACAGUGGCAUCCCCUCAAGUUGCAUGGCGCCAUUACACUCACAGAGGGAGGACGUGAACGAGGUAUAACCAGGGAAUUGUUUCAAAGGUUUCUUUGGAUAUUCCUACAACUGAUAACAGAUGCCAUUUCUUCAGCAUCUACUGUAACCAUAAUUCCUGGGCACACAUGGCAGCUCAGAAAUGUUGCCUGACCUACUUUGGGGAGAUGAUUUGAGCGAAACACCCAAUCUAGCCUGGAUAACAUGAACAUCUCCGUUUGGCUUUGUGCUUAGACUCAAGAACCUGGAGCUAGCUGCUGUGGGAGGAUCAGAUGUCCGUGUGAAGAUGCUGGCGGCCCCUAUCAAUCCAUCUGACAUAAAUAUGAUCCAAGGAAACUACGGCCUCCUUCCCGAACUGCCAGCUGUUGGAGGGAACGAAGGUGUUGCACAGGUGGUAGCAGUGGGCAGCAGUGUGACCGGGCUGAAGCCAGGAGAUUGGGUGAUUCCAGCAAAUGCUGGUUUGGGAACCUGGCGGACCGAGGCUGUGUUCAGCGAGGAAGCACUGAUCCAAGUUCCGAAUGACAUCCCUCUUCAGAGCGCUGCCACCCUGGGUGUCAAUCCCUGCACAGCCUACAGGAUGUUGAUGGACUUCGAGCAACUGCAGCCAGGGGAUUCUGUCAUCCAGAAUGCAUCCAACAGCGGAGUGGGGCAAGCAGUCAUCCAGAUCGCCGCAGCCCUGGGCCUAAGAACCAUCAAUGUGGUCCGAGACAGACCUGAUAUCCAGAAGCUGAGUGACAGACUGAAGAGUCUGGGGGCUGAGCAUGUCAUCACAGAAGAGGAGCUAAGAAGGCCCGAAAUGAAAAACUUCUUUAAGGACAUGCCCCAGCCACGGCUUGCUCUCAACUGUGUCGGUGGGAAAAGCUCCACAGAGCUGCUGCGGCAGUUAGCGCGUGGAGGAACCAUGGUAACCUAUGGGGGGAUGGCCAAGCAGCCCGUCAUAGCCUCUGUGAGCCUGCUCAUUUUUAAGGAUCUCAAACUUCGGGGCUUUUGGUUGUCCCAGUGGAAGAAGGACCACAGUCCAGACCAGUUCAAGGAGCUGAUCCUCACACUGUGCGAUCUCAUCUGCCGAGGCCAACUCACAGCCCCUGCCUGCUCCCAGGUCCCGCUGCAGGACUACCAGUCUGCUUUGGAAGCCUCCAUGAAGCCCUUCAUGUCUUCAAAGCAGAUUCUCACCAUGUGAUCAUCCCAAAAGAGCCGGAGUGACGUGGAAGGGGAGGCGGAUCUGAGGGGCUGGGUGCAGGCCCCUCAGUCAGGGUUCCCACCUUCCCCAGACUACUGCUCUCCUCACUGCCUCUUCCUAUUAGGAGGAUGGUGAAGCCAGCCAUGGUUUUCCCCAGGGCCAGCCUUAAGGUAUCUAAUAAAGUCUGAACUCUCCCUUCCAAAAA
Molecule: messenger RNA, 1691 nt
Organism: Rhinopithecus roxellana (golden snub-nosed monkey)
Lineage: Eukaryota; Metazoa; Chordata; Mammalia; Primates; Cercopithecidae
Gene: MECR
Product: mitochondrial trans-2-enoyl-CoA reductase
Exons: 12
Coding region: 593-1486 (297 amino acids)
Biological process (GO): fatty acid metabolic process
Cellular component (GO): mitochondrion
Molecular function (GO): trans-2-enoyl-CoA reductase (NADPH) activity
Source: RefSeq, a predicted model, not a curated record